AUGGCCUCAGCAACGAUGCAAGUCCUCGCUGGGCUUACUUUCCUCACACGUGUUCUCGCAGUUGGGCCAUCAGAUAUUCGAACCGAUCCAUUGACCAAGGGACCCGGUCUUGACAUCGUAACGACUGAGACAGCUCAGACUGGAAGAAUGUUGUAGCUCACCACUAUCUCGCAGGUUCAUUAUUUCACUGGUCAAUGGCCAACUGGAAUCGCUGUCUCCUCCACCGGACGCAAGUUCGCAUGCUAUCCAGCCGGCUUAGACAUUAUGAACACAUACGACGGUAUCAUUCCUACGAUGCAGGUCGGCGAGCUCACCGGCAUGGACACUGAGACCGCCUACCCGAAUUCGUCUUACAACAUGUCUCCGGGCGGAGCAGUCGACAGGACGAAAAUUCCACCUGUCACCAAAGGAGAUCCAAACCAUCUGCUGGGCGUACAGAGUGUCAUCAUUGACUCAGCGGAUACCCUAUGGAUCCUCGACACGGGUCGUGUACAGGACCUAACCAACCCCAAUAGUCCCAUGCUCCCGGCCACAGUUCCAGGAGGACCCAAACUAGUCAAUAUUGACCUCACGACGAACUCGAUCGUCAAGACCAUCAUAUUUAACACCGACCUCGUGCACUCCGACUCUUAUCUGAACGAUGUACGAAUCGACCGCAGCCGAAACGCGGCUUACCUUACCGAUUCCUCCCUCGAGGGCGACAAUGCCAUCGUCUACGUUGAUCUCAACUCCGGCAAAGGAACGAGAAACAACCUGAGCGAAGCGCACACAAUUUACGGCAGCGUACCUUUCGUGUACGGAGAUCCAAUGUACCAGGUUGCGAGCGCUACAGAAGCCUUGCACCCUGGAUACAUUACCUUUGGAGCUGACGGCAUCGCCAUCUCUCCGGGUUACAACACGCUCUACUUCUCCGUCAUCGGUGGAAGAUUCUUGUACUCUGUGCCUACGGCUGCACUGCGAGCUGGAAACGCUAUGGGCCAGGUGGAAAAUCUCGGUGAGAAGGGAAUCAGUGACGGCAUGGAGACUGACUCCAACGGGAUCGUGUACGCUGGAAAUGUCGAGCAGGACGCUAUCAGCAUGUACGGACCAACAGGUCUUGGCAAUUAUGCUACCGUCUUUGUGCGGGACCCGAGAAUCAACUGGGUGAGAUGGCAAAGAUUCCGUGUCUUUGGCCAUGGUUACUGACUGAAAGUACAUACAGGUCGACACGAUGUCCAUUGCUACGGACGGAUACUUAUACUUCACGGUGAACCAGCUCAACUACCUGAAUGCCAUCUACCCGGGACAAGGAGCGCCCUUGAUCGACCGACGCGAGAAGCCGUACGUGGCUUUCCGUGCCAAGUUGCCGAAUGGAGGAACGAAGAUCGCAUGA
Lecanosticta acicola is the source of this 1372-nucleotide messenger RNA. NCBI's taxonomy places the organism in Eukaryota, Fungi, Ascomycota, Dothideomycetes, Mycosphaerellales, Mycosphaerellaceae. The record is from the annotation of a GenBank genome assembly.